This is a messenger RNA of Entamoeba dispar SAW760, 1410 nucleotides long. RefSeq names its product sgd1p, putative. Gene Ontology annotation, molecular function: protein binding; RNA binding. Gene Ontology annotation, cellular component: nucleolus. NCBI's taxonomy places the organism in Eukaryota, Evosea, Mastigamoebida, Endamoebidae. The coding region runs from base 1 to 1410 and encodes 469 amino acids. The transcript has a single exon. The record is from RefSeq and is a predicted model, not a curated record. Gene Ontology annotation, biological process: ribosomal small subunit biogenesis.
AUGAGUGAACAAGAAGUUUUAAGAUUUGUUCGUGGACAAUUAAAUAGAAUUUCUGAAAGUACAUUAGAAGGAAUUAUUGGAACUGUGAGUGGAUAUUAUCAACAAUAUCCAAAAGCAUUUGUUACUCAAGCUAUUAUUACGUGUUGUAUAAAAACAAUUAAUGUUAUGUCAGAUUUAACAGAACAAGUAUUAUUAUUAUCUGCAUUUGUUUCUGGAAUAUCUGGUGCAGUAGAUAUUGGAAUUUGUGGUGAAUUACUUCAAGAAUUAUUUCAAGAACCACCUACAGGAUCAGUAGCAGUAUUUUUAUGUGGAUUAUAUUAUAUGAAAGUAAUUGAUGAGAAAUUAUUGAUUGAAUUAUUAAUAGAAUCUAUUGAAAAAAAUAAAUUUGAUAUAGUUAUGGCAAUAAUUCAGAAUGGAGGAAAUAAAAUAAGAAAUGAGAAUCCAAAAUGUUUGAGAGAAAUUUUAAUAAAAGUUAAUGAAGUAAUAAAAGGGAAAGAACUUAGUGUAAAAGAGAAAUUUGUAAUUGAGAGUUUAAAUGAUUUAAAAAAUAAUAAAUUAGUUGGUAAGAAUGAAGUUGUACUUGAAAGAUAUAAAAAAAUUAUUGGAAUUGUUUGGAAAAAGUAUGGAGUUACUAAAGGAUUUGAAUUAAGUGUUGGAUUAAAAAAUAUAAUAGAUAAAACAAAUAAAUGGUGGGAAGCUGGUUCUGCACAUUCAGAAAUGUUUGUUACAGCAUUAACAAAUCAAGGAGAAAAUGAAACAGUUGCAAAAGCAAGAGAACAUCAUAUGAAUACUGAACUUAGAAAAGCAAUUUUUAUUGCAUUAAUGGGUGCAAUGGAUUAUGUUGAUGGAUAUCAAAGAAUACUUCAACUUGGAUUACAUGGAGAACAAGAAAGAGAAGUUGUAUUUGUUUUAAUGUAUUGUUUAGGACAAUCAAAAACUUAUAAUAAAUAUUUUGAACUUAUUGCAGAACAAAUUAUUCAAAAAUCUAAAUCAAAUAAAUUUACUUUUCAAAUAGCAUUCUAUGAAAGAAUGAAAGAUUUAGAAAAAUAUAGUAUAAGAGCUAUCAUUAAUUGGGCAACACUUCUUGGUGUAUUAAUAUCAAAAGAUUUUCUUGGAUUAAGAGUUUUAAAAGGAAUUAAUUUAAUUACACCAACUACUAUGGAAAUUGUUUUUGCAAGAACUGUUCUACAAAGAGUUUUAGGAGAUGAUUCAAUGGAAAAUGUUACAAAUAUAUUUACAAAACUUAUUGCUUUAAAAGAUGUUGAUUCUUUGAAAAUUAGAAAAGGUAUACAUCUUUUUUUACUUAAAAAAAUGGGAAAAUGUCAAGAUCCUUCUCAACGACAUCUUAUUGAAAAACGAAAACAGAUGAUGAUUAAAUUACUUAAUUCAUCUGUUGAUGCAUUAAUGUAA